Molecule: messenger RNA, 495 nt
Organism: Trichomonas vaginalis G3
Lineage: Eukaryota; Parabasalia; Trichomonadida; Trichomonadidae
Exons: 1
Coding region: 1-495 (164 amino acids)
Source: RefSeq, a predicted model, not a curated record
AUGAAUGAGUAUUCAAUCAAAAAUUUCUCUGACAUUGAGGUUCCAGACGAAUUCAAGUUGAUUAUCGAAUUUGAAAGGAUGAUCUGGGAUGAUGACAACUGGAAUGAACAAGAAAUUAACAAAUUUAUUGAUGAAAAUUUAAACAAAAAUGGAAUAACAAUAGAAUAUAUAGAAAAAGUUUUCACCAAAGCUGCAGAAAAGAGACCUUUGCGUAAAACUGCUCUAGCUGACACAUUAUCAAAGAUUGAAAUUUCUCACAAUAGAAUUUAUAGUCUUCAUUCUCCAGAAUUUGCCUGCUUUCUCAGAAAUCGUGGGGUUUCAAUUGAUUGCGAUUAUUAUAAAAUUGAAGAAUCAAAAUUGAUCGAAAUUUAUCCAAAAGAUUCACUUGCAUGGUUAAUUGCAUGGGGAUCAUUUGAAGAUUUCAAAACUAAAUGCUUGGCAAUUAAUUCAGAUUUCACACAAAGAUAUUAUGAAUAUCAUGAAUAUAUUGUUUAG